CGAUUUCACCAAGUGCGCUCUGGUGGGCGCGUAGUCCAGGUCCGCCGCCGAGUUCACAAGCCAUUUUGUGCAUCGUUGGAGCAGCUGUGCGAGGAAUAUUACUUGUCGUUUCGCCGUGAAAAUACCAACGUUCGCGCGCCCGCGGUCGACGUAGGUGCGUCAAGUGCCGCCGCAGGCGUAUAUCGGCGCGUCACCGUCCAGGACGCGAGGCGCGUUACACUCGGCGCGAUUCGCGAGAGUACGAUCACGCAUCGCGGAAAUCUCGACGAGAGACAAAGAGACAUCCGCGGCACCUUUUAUUAACCUUGACCCGCUCGUCACAACAAUUGUGAACCACCAAAAAUGAAGAUACCACAUAUACAAUAAGAACUUUGAAGAGACGGAGUAAUUACUAGAAAUUGCAUAGCUUCAUAAUAUAAGAAGACUUAUUAUAAAUUUUAGUAAUAUUUUCUCUAGUACAAUGUUGGAUGAGUUGGCCAUAUAAGAUUAUUAAAAUGCACAUUUGUCAUUUGCCAACAAUACAUCAUAUCUUCGAUCACUUCAGCUUACACAUUGUUUGGGCAGUUUAAACAAAAUGAGUAACGAGAAUGUGGAAAGUCGGCUGCAGCCUCAGGUGGCGACCGAGGACUCGCCCAUAUUUCCCGACACGAGCGCGUCAUGUGUAGACGUAUGGAUGGAGAAGAUGAACAAGGGGGUGUUGACGAGUCUGAACUUCCGGGAAUUUUGGCGAGUCUGGGUCCCGAAGAUCUACAGUCCCGAGCGAAAUGGCAACUGCCUGGCGUGGAGCAUCGACGAGGCCAAGGCGCAGAAGAUACUGUUUAGUCCUCUGGAAGAGUUCAUCUGUAACGGCGAUCCGCAAGUUGUCUUGAAAGAGCUUACCAAGAUGGACAACCCGCCGUCAAUGUGCGGCCGUGUGUUCAAGCUGGGCGAGCCAACCUACAGCUGCCGGGAGUGUGGUGUGGACUCGACGUGUGUCUUAUGCGUAGGCUGCUUCCAGCAGUCCGCCCACCGGGAUCACAAAUACAAAAUGGGCACAUCUGGUGGCGGCGGUUGCUGCGACUGCGGCGACACAGAGGCUUGGAAGAAGGCCCCGUUUUGCGACGUACACUUGGCUGGUACGCAAUCGAAGGAGUUGCGCGGCAACAACUUACCUGGCGACAUCGCGGAACGAGCAGUGAUGGCGUUCGAGGCCGUGCUGGAGUACUGCUACGAACUUUUGACUCUCAAGUACACUGUAGCGCUGCCCGCGAAUCUGUGCGUCAAGGAUACAGCGUGUUUCGAGCUCGCCACGGAGAAACUGGACGCUUUUGACAGUUACUGUACUGUACUUUUUAACGACGAGACUCACACUUUCGAUCAAGUGAUCAACACCUUGACGCGUGUCCUCAAGUGCUUGCAGCGAGACGCGGUGGAAUAUGUGAACAACGUAGACAGAGAGGGCAGGGCCGUGGUGAGGUGUUCGGUGUUCCGCCACUGCAACGAGCUGAGGUCCGACAUUGAAAGGUUCACCUCGAGACACAGCAGUCGGCCACUCAAGGUACUCGUCUUGCACACCCACGUGGUCGCUCAUCAGACGUUCUCUAUGAAACUGCUCAAUUGGCUGCAACAGUUCAUCAGCCACUGUGAAGGCUUUCGCGUAUUAUUUAGCAACAUCGCGCUGAACACUAAGCUACCCGACACUUCUAUCGUCGAGGGCAUCCUUACGAGGGACUCGCAGCUGUGGAAGUCCGCUAGGACCGCGUGGCAUCGGCUGUUUAUCACCGGAAUGCUUAUGGAAUACGAGAGCAAGAAGGCACUAGCCGUAGUGUUCACUCACAACUACGGCUCUGUGAUGAAGGACUUUAUCAGAGACGAUCACGACCACUCGUUCUCCAUCGUCUCGCUCUCCGUGCAGCUGUUCACGGUACCGACUUUAGCUCAUCAUCUCAUCGCGCACCACGACGCACUGUUCACUCUACUGAACACACUGCUCUCCGAGGUCGCUCGGCGAUGUAACGCAGCAGGCAAGCUGGAAUUCGAGAGGAACACGCCGAACACUUUGUUCAAGAGAGCGCUGUACAUCUUUUACGACCUGCGCUACAUACUGAGCGCUAAGCCGGACGAGUGGACGGACGAGCUGAGAGUAAACUACCUGCACGGAGUCACGUUAUUGUUGACUCUCUUCUGCAGCAUGCAGUGUAUGGAUGCUGUGCUUAGACAAGUUGGUCAACAUAUGGAGUAUGAGCCUGAGUGGGAAUCCGCGAUUACUUUGCACUUCAAGUUAUCGCCUGUCAUCACUUUGGGUCUGGACUGGUGUGGGUCAGACAAGGUCGUACUGGUUGCGUCCUUUAGAAUGGUGCUAAGGAAGCUGUAUGAACAAUUGGGUAAUGAACCGGCACCGAGUCAAGUGCGAGAAUUAGCGGAUCAUAGUGCGACAUGCUUGCAGUACGACGUGUCGUCUCAGCCAGUCUCCAUACACCUGCCUCUUUCGCGGUUCUUGGCCGGUCUGUUUCUACAUCUAGAGAAAUAUAACCUGCACUUCCAGUCGGCCGAGUUUAUCAGCCAGACGAAACCGACACCGGAACAGAUUAUCGAGCCUGUGCUGACGGCGCAAGUCAUGAUAUCGCAGGUCUACUCUGGCAUGUGGCGCCGGAACGGUUACUCCGUGCUGAAUCAGCUCUACUUUUAUCACAGCGUCAAGUGCCGUCACGAGAUGCUCGACCGCGAUAUUAUUUUGCUGCAAGUAGGCGCGUCUUUGAUUGAGAGCAACGAAUUUUUGAUUCACAUCCUAAAUAAAUUCAACCUACUCAAUUGGGCGCAGCCGGAUUUCGAGGCGAACGCUCUGAAGAAUCAAGAGGAGGAUAGCAUGAGGCAGACGAUCAAUCUCGUGGAGGAGUUCCUCGGCCUGCUCAUCACGAUUAUAGGCGAGCGUUACGUACCCGGUGUCGGUCAGGUCACCACGGACGAUCGUUUCAAGAAAGAGAUCAUACAGCAACUGUGCAUAAAACCGCAGCCCCAUUCAGAGCUUAUCAAGCAGCUGGUGGACGACGUGCAACAUCUGGAGCCUGACAUGGAGACCGUGAUAUGCGAAGUCGCGGACUUCAAGAAACCGGCGCAUAGAUCGGCGGGAAAGGGCGUGUAUGAGCUAAAGCCGCACCUUUACUCAGAGUAUAACGUAUUCUUUUACCAUUACACGAAGGAGGAACUGAGUAUAUCCGAAGAGGCUCAACGAAAACGCAGGAAGGCUCUGGGCGAGUUGGAGUGCUGCCCGCCACCAAAGCUGCCCAGAUUGACGGAGACGUUCAGUCUGGUAGCGAAUUUGCUGCAAUGCGACGUGAUGCUACACAUCAUGCAGACCGUGCUGGGACGGGCGCAGAAUUUCAUCGCCAGAAGCUUCUCUGAGCCACAAGUGCACAAAAUACUACAUCUCAUCGGUUACGCGCUACAGGAGCAGGAGUCCGGUCACUACCCGUUCCUCGCAUUCCCCGAAAGGGCGGCCAAGUGGAACAUCUACAAGCUGUUGGAAGAUCUGUCCAACAGCCAGCGUAUCGACGCGCACAAGGAUCUGUUGAAGUGGACUCUGGCAAAGUAUCGUGAAGUCGCCAGUUACACGACUAUGGACGUGACGUUGGCUCCUCCCCAGGUUGAGCAGUCGGCCGACACAGGCGAGACGAAGAAGCUAGACAAGGAAUGGCGCACGAGGAUGGCGGCGCAGAAGCGGGCAAAAGUCAUGGCGCAGAUGGCCGCUAUGCAGAAGCACUUCAUGAAGAAGAAUGCCACGUUGUUCGAAGAAGCGGCCUUGGAUGUCAACAAGAGCGAUGAUCACGGCUCCGUCAUGGACUUGACUGAGCCCUCGCAGGAGGCACCGGUCGCCGUGGGCGUCGGUCAGACCAGCAGAAUAUGCGAGCAGAAGACUUACACCUGCAUUCUUUGCCAAGAGGAUCAAACCGUGACGGCGGCGGGUCCGGCGAUGGUGCUGGCUACCUUCGUGCAACAAUCCACCGUGUUAUGUCAGCGCAGGCCCGACAACGACGAAAUCAAUCCCGUGUACCUGUCGGCCAAACUUGGCGCGUCUCCGUACACCAGCACGUGCGGCCACGUGAUGCACGGCCGCUGCUGGCAGGAUUACUUCGACAACGUGCUCGCCAAGGAGAAUCGCCGACCCUACCGUAUGCGCCAGCCGGCGAGCUUCGAUGCCGAGAAUCACGAGUACCUUUGUCCGCUGUGUGAAUGCCUCAGCAAUACCGUCCUGUUGCUGGUGCCGCCGUUGGGGAUGCUGCAGCCAACUCCUAAGAAGCAGCCGGACAUCAGUUUCGAGACAUGGCUGGAGGUGAUGUGGCUCACGCUCGAGUGCAAGCCGAACCGCAAGCACGGCAAGAAGGCCAUGGAGGUGGAGGACGAGGAGAUGCUGGAAGACACGAUCGUGCCUCCUAUGAACAUACUACGGCGAGAGCUGGGCGACACGAUAGCGGACGCAUUCGAGUCCGUGUAUUCACAGCCCGGGCCGUAUCUCGUGGAGAACAUGGAGGGCAUGAUACAUCUCUUCGCCGCGCUAUUCACGCACGCUACGUACCUAAGGGGCAUCGGCCCGACCGAUGACGACCACAGUGAUCGAGUACCACUGUGGGCGUGGAAAUCGACGGCCUACACGAUCCACGCGAUAGAGUUCCUGCUGCGCGACAUGGAGAAGCCGCUCCUGGGCGCUUUGUCGUCCCGACAGCGGGACAGUAUACAAAAUCUCACGAGAAUGUCAUCCAUGUUGGGUACAUCGUUCGCGAAUCACGCGCAUCUCUGGGCGGACCGCGAAGUGCUGGUGAACCAGGCGAUGACGUUACUGACGAUAUUACUAGAGAAUCCUCACCAAGGACCCUGCAUCUUCGACUGGGAUCCAUUCGGCAUGUUGGUGCCGUUGAUUAACCUAUUGCCGAGUCUGUUUUACACGAAGCCCAAUGUGGCGUCGCCGCCUAUCAUCACCGGCGGUGUGUUUGAGUCGCACGCGCUCAAACUCAUAUUCAUUUGCCACAUUGUGAAAAUCCUGCUCACCAUCGACCUAGAAUCGCUCGAGAGCAGCAUGGACGUGGACCUCGAACCGCUUGAGGGCGGCAUGGACGUAGACAAUCGCGAGACGGACGGCGCCGCGACUGAGAACACGGCUGACUCGAACCUUGCGCUGAUACAAAUACUCGGCACGCAAAUCAGUCAUAACAUGGCAAACGAGCUGUGGCGACGUGCGGAAACCGCCUGCAAGCCGUUCCUGCGAUGCUGCGUUCUGUACUUUCACUACGUGACUGACGUGCCAGCCCCGGAGACCUUGAUGCAAGUACACGGCGACACGUACGAGAAUAUGUGCGUGUACUUGGGUUUGCCAACUACCUGCCGCGCCUUGAUCAACUCUAAUUUGAAUAUGGUUUUGAAGUUGACACAAAUGUGGAAGAGCCAUCCCACCGUCUGGCAGCAUCUGCUGGGCGUGAAGAAGGUACCGAUCGUCAAGGAUCCAUUGAGGGUGAACAAGCUGAUUGAUCUGCCGGAAGACUAUAGCGAUCUGAUUAACUCGAUAUCUACAUUCAGUUGUCCGAACAACGAGCAGGAGGACUCUCGCAAUCCCACUCUGUGUCUGGUAUGCGGCCAGAUGUUGUGCUCGCAGAGCUACUGCUGCCAGACCGAGGUCAAUAAGAUCCCGAUGGGUGCGUGUACCUACCACGCGAUUAAAUGCGGCACUGGAGUUGGUAUGUUCUUGCGGGUGCGCGAGUGCGAUAUUUUGUUCCUGCGCACCCCGACCCGCGGCACUCACAUGUGCCCGCCGUACCUCGACGAGUACGGGGAGACGGAUCAGGGCUUGCGUCGCGGCAAUCCGCUCCAUCUCUGCCACGAGAAAUACCGACGGCUCAACUAUAUCUGGCUGAGUCACGAACUGCACGAAUCCAUAGCGAGAGCCAUCGAGUCUUCGAGCAGCAUGGUGCCGACCCAGUGGCAGCACAUGUAACUUUGUCACUCUGAUAAGAGUAGCGCUGUCCCCGCUACUGAUCCGGGAUACCUUUAGAAGAAAGAGAGGGAGAAAGAAAAACAGAAAAAGAGAGAGAGAGAGAGAAAACCGAAGGUGAAACCGAGUACUAAUUCUUUUAACGCUUAAGCGAGAAUGUAGCAACAGCAGCCUAGGUAUUAUGAUAUCGUUGAUUGUCUGUUUGAGAGAGAAAAAAGAGAGAGAGAGAGAGAGAAUCGCUGCAAUGACAAAAUUAAUUUAUUGUGAGAGGGAAGCGCGAAGACGUGACAUUUGUAUAUUUAGAACGCGAACGAGAUUGUUUCUCUCCCAGCGCAUUGCGACGUCGUUUUUAGAUUGUUUUCAGAGUUUACGAAAUCCUUUUGCUCUUAUGUCUCUCAAUUGUAUAUUAAAAAAUACACAUUUGUUUAUACGUGUAUUAACAAAUUGUUGUUUCGGAGAGCUUUGUUGCUUGUGUAUUUAAAGUUAACAAUGACAUUCUUCUAUCCGAACGAUCAUUCAUUUCGCAAUCGUGUCGUCUUUUUUUUUUUUCGUUCUGCGACCUCGGCAAUUUUUCUACGAUGUACAAACGAUGUGGUUCGUACAGAGACCUGCGUUCCAGAUACAUUAGACUCCUCUGGAAGACCUGGAGCAACUCGCACACACUUCCCAGUAAACACCAACUAUCAGUAACACAGCAUUAAUGUUAUCGUUUCCCACUCGACGAUGUAAAUGCGACAUAACAGUUACAUUGUUGGACGGGAAAUUAUAACGUUGACGUAAUGUUACUGUCAGUUGGUCUAUUUCCUAGGUUACAUUUGCUCUUAGGCCGUAUUAAUAAUCAUCAUCUGAAACUGGCCUCAUGAGAGGUGUUCCGAUUUUGAUUCGCAGUUAGAUGCAAAUUUUUCAAUUGAAUUAUAAUAUAUGUGACAUUUAUAUUAGUAAUCGCGGUUCAACUAAAAAACUCAUCUACCUCUGAAUUCAAAUCUGAGUAUCUCACUUGUGUGUAAAAGGAGUUUCAACUAAUAACUGUAUUAAUACGGGCCUUAAGUCACACACACACACACACACACAUAUCGGUGUGUCUACCUUCGGGCUAAUUUAUUCGCUAAUUUUCGUAUAGAAUAGCGCACGGCUACAUCAAUUCGCAGACCGAUACUCAAAUAGCGACCCUCGUGUUCCUCGCUAAACCGGACACGAAUCCACUGUGAUGCACUUUUGUAAAGUAAUAACGAUCGUGGAUUGCUCUGGGUCGACGAGAGAGAGAGAGAGAGAGAGAGAGAAAGAGAGAGAGCAUCUUACGCUUCUUUCCCAUCGUCGUCAUCUCGUCCGAAGAGUUCACUAGUUAGGGACGCAGUUCCGUUGGCGAUUAUUCCUGCCAUCGUUUGGUAUUUUCUAGGAGGCUCGAUAUUUUACGUGUCAAAAGACUGUAGUCUGGUCGGGCCCACUGAGCUUUCGCGAUUCGGCUCCCCGAGCACCGGACGUCCGCACGACGAGGAGAACGCGCGACGACGGGAACGUCUCGGCGCGAGUGCGCUAUAGAUAGAAUAUCAAAGAAAUUUCGCGAGGGUGAUCUGAGAGGAGUAAUUUUUAAAAUCUCAAUGGUGAAGAAAUAAAUAAUAUGACGUAA
Molecule: messenger RNA, 7586 nt
Organism: Odontomachus brunneus
Lineage: Eukaryota; Metazoa; Arthropoda; Insecta; Hymenoptera; Formicidae
Gene: Ubr1
Product: E3 ubiquitin-protein ligase UBR2
Exons: 3
Coding region: 575-5962 (1795 amino acids)
Biological process (GO): ubiquitin-dependent protein catabolic process via the N-end rule pathway; protein ubiquitination
Cellular component (GO): cytoplasm; ubiquitin ligase complex
Molecular function (GO): zinc ion binding; ubiquitin protein ligase activity
Source: RefSeq, a predicted model, not a curated record